AGCCAGUUUAUAAAAUGUUGUACUUUUAUCGACGAAAUCUCACGUGCAAUUCUUGCAUAUUCUCUAACGAUUUUUGUAGCACACUUAUCUACGUUAGUAUGUACUCACACAGAUGACGUAGCCAUCGUGUUUUCACCGCGAAAACCUGAGCAAACGUGAUUCUCUCUGUUUCUCAAUGAGAUAGAAACGAAUUCGUUAUUUUCUCGUUUUAAAUAUCGAAACCUGCGACUAUGGCAAGCUCUGUCAGUACAAAUCCAUCAACGUUAUUACCCUUAGAGCUAGUUGAUAAGUGCAUCGGCUCUCGGAUACACAUUAUUAUGAAGAACGACAAAGAAAUCGUGGGGACUUUGUUAGGUUUCGACGACUUUGUAAAUAUGUUAUUAGAAGAUGUAACAGAAAGCGAAGCAACUCCCGAAGGAAGGAGAGUCACCAAACUCGAUCAGAUAUUACUCAAUGGAAGUAAUAUAACAAUGCUUGUACCUGGUGGAGAAAUGCCUGACACGUAAAGAUGUUUUUUAUUAUACAAUAAUUUUUUUUUGUACAAUAAACAAUUUAAGAAUACCUGUUACGUAUAACUAAAACUAA
Messenger RNA from Ceratina calcarata, 585 nucleotides. RefSeq names its product U6 snRNA-associated Sm-like protein LSm5. Gene Ontology annotation, molecular function: RNA binding. Gene Ontology annotation, cellular component: U4/U6 x U5 tri-snRNP complex; U6 snRNP; Lsm1-7-Pat1 complex. Lineage: Eukaryota; Metazoa; Arthropoda; Insecta; Hymenoptera; Apidae. The transcript is spliced from 3 exons. Gene Ontology annotation, biological process: mRNA splicing, via spliceosome. The coding region runs from base 231 to 506 and encodes 91 amino acids. The record is from RefSeq and is a predicted model, not a curated record.